This is a messenger RNA of Colias croceus (clouded yellow), 759 nucleotides long. RefSeq names its product histidine-rich glycoprotein-like. Bases 1 to 759 code for a protein of 252 amino acids. The record is from RefSeq and is a predicted model, not a curated record. The transcript is spliced from 4 exons. NCBI's taxonomy places the organism in Eukaryota, Metazoa, Arthropoda, Insecta, Lepidoptera, Pieridae. Gene Ontology annotation, cellular component: extracellular matrix.
AUGUUCACUAAAAUUUUAAUCUUAACUUCCGUCUUGGCGGCGUGCACUGCAGAGGAACACGUUUACAAAUAUAGACCAGUACAUCGUGAGGAAAUUAAGGAAUACAGAUAUCCGCAACAUUUGAGCCGUGAUCCAGCUCCUAUUCACGAGGAAGAGUCUCAACAUUCAUCAGAGAGUCACAGCCAAGUACACCACCCCUUGUCUUCCCAGAGCAUUGUUCACUACCCAGCAGUGAAGGAGGAACAACAAUCCCGGGAAGUUUACGAGUACGCUGAAGAACCUGCUUACAAGCAUUACUACCAGGGCCAUGAGCCUUCCCACGUUCAGGAGGCCCACGUGCAAAACGUACAUGUAGCCAAAUAUCCCGUUCACCAUGAAGUUGCCGCGCAUGUGCCUCAGCAUGAAGUGAAAUACGUGCAUGUUCCCGUCCACCAAUACCAACAUUCGCAGGAGUCAGCGCACGAAACACCUGUCUACCAACACUCCGACGUUCAUUCUCACGAUGAGCCUAUCGACUAUUAUGCUUACCCCAAGUACCAAUACGAGUACAAAGUAGAGGACCCUCAUACCGGAGACAACAAGUUCCAGCAUGAGGUUCGUGAUGGAGACAGCGUGAAGGGAGUAUACUCCCUCCAGGAAGCUGAUGGCUCCGUGAGGACUGUGGAAUACACCUCUGAUAAACACCAUGGAUUCAACGCCGUUGUUAAACAUUCUGCCCCCGGCCAACACGUACAUAUUGAGAGCCAUCACCAGAACUAG